GUGCGACCUCGUACUGGUGCAUGACUGCCUGAAAGAAUUUUGCUUGAGAAGUCAUGUCCUUGUACCUGGCACCUACCUUUGCUACGCGCUUCCUUCCUUCCAUUGGCCGCUGCUGCAUCGUUCUUGCUCAUACGUAAACGAGCCCUCGCCGUCGAGCUCGAAAGCUUGUCCUGAACCUCUCACGUCUUAGAUCCGCACCUAACGCCGUACAUUGUUAAUGCAAGCCAAGUACCUGCUCGUGUGCCGACACUACUGUCACUGAUCACCACCAUCGCGAGCCGGAGCUGUCUCCCUCUACCACAUUGAGGAUCGGAUGCAGCCUCCAAUAUGGAGAACGACAAGCCAGAGCAGAAACCUCAUGUGGCGUCAGAGGAGGUAGAAGAACGACGGGGCUCGUACAUGUCCUUUGAGCACCCACUCUCGCCAACCUCAACAUCGUCCGAUACAGCAUCAACAGUUUCCCGACCUUCACUCCACAGUCGGAACAGUCGCGACUUCGCAAAUGGACUUUACAAUGACCUGUCGAGAACCUCGUCGACCAAUGCUGUUGGCGGGGUUGUGCCAACCAUGGACCGAACCUGGACACAAGGUACUGCGGGCACCACUGGAACCCAGGACAUAGCGUUCGAAGUCGACUUCGAGGAAGACGAGAAGGCGAACCCCCAGAACUGGCCAUUGUGGUACAAAGGCAUUGUCAUAGCAAUCUUCAGCUAUGCCACGACUUCCACAGUCCUCUACUCCACGAGCUAUACGAGCGCUAUUCCUGGCAUGCAGAGAGAGUUCAACUUGUCGACCAGCGAGGGUAUCCUUGGUGUCACUACAUAUCUGUUGGGUAUGGCCACAGGUUCAGUCAUUUUGGCGCCGCUCAGCGAGAUGUAUGGCAGAAGACCUGUCUACCUGAUUACGAUGUUGUUGUUCACGAUCCUUGUAAUCCCAUGCGCUGUCGCGCAGAACAUCGCCACGAUUCUGGUCGUUCGUUUCUUUGGAGCUUUCUGUGCUGCAGCCAUGAUCAGCAACGCGCCGGGUACGGUCAGCGAUAUAGUGGACGAUGAACACCGAGCCCUGGCUUUUUCCGUCUGGAGUAUAGGCCCCAUGAACGGCCCGGUCAUUGGACCCGUAGUUGGAGGUUUUGUGUAUCAAUACCUGGGAUGGCGCUGGACAAACUGGGUCGUGGUCAUAGUAGGAGGAGUGGCCUGGGCUCUCGUUGCAAUUGUGCCCGAAACAUAUGCGCCAAAACUUCUUCGACAAAGAGCAGCAGCGCGCAGAAAGGAAACCGGAAGCGACAAGUACUGGAGUCGAUACGAUGACAAGAUGAAGUUUGUACCACUGCUGAAGAUCAAUCUGACGCGACCAUUUGUACUCGCAGCGACGGAGCCGAUCUGCUGGUUCUGGAACAUCUAUAUUGCCCUCGUUUACGGAAUCCUAUAUCUAUGCUUCGUCGCAUAUCCGAUUAUCUUCGCAGAUAUCAGAGGCUGGAGCCCAGGUUUCACCGGUCUCUCGUUUGCAGGAAUUGGCGUCGGUUCAAUGAUAGUCAUCGUCAGUGAGCCAUUGAUUCGUCGCAUGAUCAAUGCACACAAGAAAGAUCCCGAGACCGACCGACCGUAUCCAGAAGCUAUGGUGUCCGUCGUUUGUAUCGCAUCGAUUCUCAUUCCGGUCGGUGAGAUCUGGUUCUCAUGGACUUGCACCCCCGAUAAGGCGCAUUGGAUUGUGCCUAUACUUGCUGGCAUUCCAUUUGGCGCGGGCAAUGGCGGCGUGUUCAUCUACGCGUCGAACUAUCUGGUACAAAGUUACGGCAUCUACGCUGCCUCAGCGCUGGCCGGGAAUGCAGUUCUCCGAUCAAUAAUGGGUGCAACACUGCCCCUAGCAGGCCCGUCGCUAUACGCAACCCUUGGACCGAAUUGGGCAGGAACGCUUUUGGGACUGCUCGAAGUGGCGUGCAUACCUAUCCCGUUCAUCUUCUACAAGUACGGUCACAAGAUCAGAGAAAAGUCAACUCUGAUCAGACAAAUGGCAGAGGACCGACGCAAGCGAGAAGCCAAGCAGAAGAGGGCAGCAGACAAGCUGACGAAAAGAAUGGACCCGGAAGCCAGUGCUGGCGCAGGUAUGGGAACUGGUGCGGCAGUCGAUGAGUGCAUUGAUCUAGAAAAGGAUCUCGAGAAGGGUGUUCAUCAAAAGGCGUGAUAACAUGAUUCAUUGGGAGGCAUAGCGAUGGCUUGAGCAUUUCACAGCAGGUCCAUUACCAGUUACGACUUCGACGAUAUACGCGGCCAGACCUGAUGGAUUGAUGAGCGUUAUGAUAAAGGACCAGAAGGAGCAUACAUCGUUUAAUAGACUAUGCAUCGCAGCAAAUAUUCAUGUUGCUUUGAGGCC
Cercospora beticola is the source of this 2370-nucleotide messenger RNA. RefSeq names its product MFS transporter. NCBI's taxonomy places the organism in Eukaryota, Fungi, Ascomycota, Dothideomycetes, Mycosphaerellales, Mycosphaerellaceae. Gene Ontology annotation, cellular component: plasma membrane. Gene Ontology annotation, molecular function: transmembrane transporter activity. The record is from RefSeq and is a predicted model, not a curated record. Gene Ontology annotation, biological process: transmembrane transport.